CCGGUACCGGAAACGGUCCUAGUUUCUGUUCGUCGGUUGUGUGUUGUGAUCAGACAAGAUAUGUUGACUGGCCUACCUACAAUUGAAUAUGUCUCGGUAUACUUUUUGAUAAGAUGCGUACGACCAUUGAUCAAAUUGGAUAUGCAGACUUCGACUUCCAUAACAAUUUAGGGACUAAGUCUAUAAUGCUUUGAAGGAAACAUGACAUCUAGAAAACGACGCCAGCUUCCUGAUUGGAUGGCAGUGUGUAAAGUACAGAAAACAGACACAGAUCAAGAUGUACCGUGUAGUUCAGCUUCGGUAAAUGAUGUGGCUGUGACGUCAGGAAACAGCAGUGGUAAUUCAAGUAACCAGGAUGAAAAUUGUAAGAAAAUCAAGACAACUUCAUCCGCAGAUGGAGCAGACACCAAAUUUAGUAAAUUUGACAAUACAGUGCUUAAAUGUUACAGCAAAGAAGAAAGGCAUAGUCUAGCAGCAGCUGAAUUCCAGAAGAAAAUGGAUGACUUUCUUCCAGAGAUGCUAUUCACUGGUACGCUAACAUACUCAUCCCAUAAAAAUGACUGCAAUGCACUGUGUGAGGAGAUAGAAUCAAGUUUUGUGGGAGAUUUCAUAGGAUUUGACAUGGAAUGGCCGGUCACCUACAGGCCCGGACAACAGGAUCCAACCGCAGUAGUUCAGUUGUGUACAGGACCUCAGCAGUGCUACAUCUUUCACUUGUCUACCAUGGAAUGUAUACCUCCACAACUUAACAGACUGCUUAAAAACAGCAACAUCAAGAAAGUAGGGGUUGGAAUCGAGUGUGAUCUGUGGAAACUUGAGAGAGACUAUGAUAUACAGGUACAACCAAUCAUCAAAAAUUCUAUGGUGGAUCUGGCACUGUUCGCAAACAAAGUACUGAAGACAACUGAAAACUGGAGUUUGGAUGGUCUAGUACGUCAUCUGUUCAAGCAAAAAAUUAAUAAAAACCCUGAGAUUAGAAAAAGUAACUGGUCACAAUAUCCUCUAUCGGAGACCCAGAAGAUGUAUGCAGCUACAGACGCCUAUGUUAGCUAUGAGAUAUACCAGAGAUUGUUAAACCUUGAUAAAAAUUGAUUCAUUUUACGGACGAUAAAAGGUACAUUUAUAUACAUGUAAUAUGCAGCAAUGUUGUUUGAUGUCAGCAGUUAUCUGUACUGGCCUUUGUAAAGGAUUGUAAAAUCACACACAUAUAUAUGCAUGUCACUUUUAAUCGGUAAAACUAAAAGUGAAAAUGUGUUGGAAAAAAGAGAAAUUAUAGAGUCGUAAGAGUUAUUUCCCUUUACCAGUGCAGGACUAUGUUUCAAGGGUAUAUUUUUGGUUGUUGCCAGAAUCUGGAACUGCAAUACCAAUAUAUAUCAUAUGGCAAAUAUAACCUUUUUUUGUACCAAAUAAAGGAACACUUUUUUUUUUACCUUUUCACCACAACGCAUGCAAUAGCCUUGUAAGGUUUAUCCAGACUCCUCAGCCUGUUUUUAGUGUUAAUUUCAAAACAAUGCUGUAAAGAUUGAUGUGCAUGGAAACGUCUUGCUAGGUCUAAAAAUGCAUGUCUGGUAACAAUUGUAACAUUUCAAAAAAUAAUACAAUAGGCAUGUCAAUCAGGAUUGCUUUCAUUGUUUUAACAAUUUCAAUGUAUUGAUAGUUUAUAAAGCUGGAAACAUGACAUCAAUGGCACUUCCUUGAAAAUGGCCGAAAACCUGAUCAGGGUGGUGAAACAAAUAUAAAAUUAUUGGUCAGUCUUUACAGAAACACAGGUAUUUUUAGGAUUCAGGCUCCAGCUCUCAGACUAUUUAUGAUAGAGCUGUUGGCAGGACAGAAGGGAGGACUCCCUGGACAAGAUUCAAUUACAAAACAGAUUCCCUGUUCUAAAAAUCCUCGUCAGCAAGGUUGUUUCUGGCAUAUGGCCGGCUUGUUUCUAUACAUUUCUUUGCAUGUCUGGAAAAAUAAAUGAAUUUUUUAUUGUGCCAUAACUUCACUUUAUUAAUUUGUUUGUGCUAAAUAUAUAAAUUAGGUUGCAAAAAGGUAACAUAUAGAUCUACAUGUAGGUUCAAACCCAUCUUUAUGUUAAUGCUCUAUUAUGAAGUAUGCCAAUUACGAUUUGGAAUUCCUCUGUAUCUGAAAUAAAAGAAAGAUAUCCAUGGUAUCUGAGGACCCAAACACUGUAGACUUGUAGACAAUACUCAGGAGUAAAAGACAUUUAUUCAAGGUGCCAUGAAAGCCUGAUGAUGAACUUGUAUAUGAAAUGACUAAUAAAUGUCAAUACAAUGUAUGUGAAGACAGCAUUUAAAAUUCAUAUCAUUGUCAUUUUUCAGUUCAUAGACAUCAUCAAUAAAAAACCCAACAAAACAAAGGCAGCUCUGAUAUUAUAUUCAUUUGUUAUUAAUUCGUCAUAUUAUAUACAAUUUUAGAUGUACGUUAUUGUAUAAUGAGUUUAUAAUGGAUAGCUUUAACUUAAGUUUAUCUAAUAUUGAUCUAACAAAUCUCUGUGUUAGUUACUUUCAUACUAGAUUAAUGAAUUUGAUAUUCCAUAGAUAAUUUAUUUUGUAAUAAUUAGAGUUCUUAUAGACAAACAUGAAAUAUCUGUAACAUGUUUUUUUCGUCCAUACUAUUUCUAAGUAGUACUUGUAUCAUUCAUUAAAAUUAAUAUGUUCAUCAUUUGUUGAAGUGAAGUACUAUGAUCGGGUAUGUACUUUAGUUUGAUGAAAAGUGUGCAUUUUUGAAAUAAGUAACAUCAUUUUCAUAUUAAAAAAAGAAAGCAUGCAUUUAAUUUUAAUAUUUAAAAGGUGAACAAAGAAAGUUCAUUUAAUAUAAUGCUGCAAGUACAAUUAGUAAAUUACUUCAAGAUUUUUUCUUCAAGAUUUUUAUAUUGAUACAUAUAUCUUUUGAUACACAUGAAGAUGUGUAACAUGAGGUCAUUAGUGACAUACAGUGGAUAAUACUUAAAUAUAAAUUUCCAUAUCAACUGCAGUUUUUUUAAGUAUAUGUUGCAUUUAUGUAUGUCUGUCUUAAAUAUUCAAUAAUUAAUAUUGCUUGUUAAUAUUUUUCUGUUAAAUACUUAUAACUUUAAAUAAAUAAUAAGAACCAAUUCAUGGUCGGUAUUCGAUAUAUGACUUGACUCAAUAUUUCUUGUAUACAUUGAAAUGUAAUUGAUUGCCUUGUAUAUGUGUAUUUGCAAUUUAUUUCCUUAAUACAAUAUUUUGUUUCUUUCAAUAAAGUUUAUUUUGAA
This is a messenger RNA of Pecten maximus, 3241 nucleotides long. Its product is annotated as Werner syndrome ATP-dependent helicase homolog. The transcript has 3 exons. The record is from RefSeq and is a predicted model, not a curated record. Bases 202 to 1092 code for a protein of 296 amino acids. Lineage: Eukaryota; Metazoa; Mollusca; Bivalvia; Pectinida; Pectinidae. Gene Ontology annotation, biological process: nucleobase-containing compound metabolic process. Gene Ontology annotation, molecular function: nucleic acid binding; 3'-5' exonuclease activity.